Messenger RNA from Brassica oleracea var. oleracea, 669 nucleotides. RefSeq names its product probable disease resistance protein At1g12280. The record is from RefSeq and is a predicted model, not a curated record. The coding region runs from base 1 to 669 and encodes 222 amino acids. The transcript is spliced from 2 exons. Lineage: Eukaryota; Viridiplantae; Streptophyta; Magnoliopsida; Brassicales; Brassicaceae.
AUGUCUCAAGAGGAGUUAUAUUCACAGCCUCACCGAGAAUCUUGCUUCUCUGCAGAAAUCCAUGGGAGAGCUAAAGAGGCGAAGCGAGAUGAUGAUGGUGAAGCAAGGGUUAACCGAGAAGAGUUCACUGGAAGUUGUCGAAGGCUUUCCCAAAUCCAGUCGACAGAUAUAGAGAACUUGCCGGAUGGUCUACAGAAGUUGAAGAAGCUAAUGCAUCUUUAUCUGGAAAGGACUUGUCGGCUUAGGAGUGUUGUUGGGAUUUCAAGACUGCCACUUCUGAGCGUGUUGAGAUUGCGCUCUUCCAAGUGUUUGGCUGAUCUUGACACAGUGAACGAGCUCAAGCGCAUGGAACAUUUAGAAGCUGUCACCAUUGAUAUCUCCUCAGCCUCAGCCUUGGAGGAGCUCUUACUGUAUAAUAAGCUGGCAAAAUCUAUCCAACGACUCUCUAUUGUUGAAGCAAAAAAUAAUCUGGUUUUGUCAGCUACGGAUGAUCUCAUCGACCUCACCAUAAGAAGUUGCUCAACGUUGAAGGUAGAGAUAAAGAGGUCAUCAAGCAGAAGAAGCUUUCUUAACCUAUCAACUGUGUGUAUAAGUAGCUGUGAUGGUCUUAAGGAGUUGACCUGGUUAUUGUUCGCUCCAAACCUUACUGUGCUUGAGCUCCGGGGUUAG